GACCCCGAUGGCCGACGAGACCACGCCCCUUCUCUCCCGCCGCCGCCGCGCGCCCCCCUUUUACGCGUAUCCCGCCAUCGUCGCCGGCCUCCUCCUGCUCUUCCUCCUCGCAGCCGUCGCGAGCGGAUACAACCUCACCGGCGACGAGGACACGUGGGUGUCCAAUCUCGGCGCGUACGCACCCUUCGUGUCCCUCCGCGUCUCUGGGCUGCCGACGGGAUGUAGGAUUGACCAGGUGACGGUGUUGCACCGCCAUACCGGCCGCUAUCCUACACCCGGCGCGUCCGAACGCUUGCGGGCGACACUAGCCAAGCUCGCCAACGCGACGGUGCCCGCACACGCGAGCGGGGCCGCCUUCCUCCGGGCGGCCGACUUUGAGAUGCACGGAUGGGAGUUUGGCGAGCUCACCGAUCCUGGGCGACGUGCCGCGUGGGACAGCGGGAAAGACCUCCGCCGCCGCUACGAUCUUCCCCCCUUCACCCGCUCUGCGGGCGGCUCGCGCGUGCUCGAGAGCGCGCGGCUCUUCCUCCAAGGCCUGCAGGGCGCAGAUUACGACCCGAAGGCGUGGCCUGCGAUCGACCUCGUGAUUCCGGAGGGGGACGACGCAAACAACACGCUGUGCGUGCAUAACUGUGCCGCGCAGCGCACUGGGUCUGCGGGUGUAGGCGAGCGCGCCGACGUGCUCCACCUUCUCGCACCGGCGAGCGCGCGGCUUUCCAAGCUCCUUAGCAUUGAUUUGGAGCCGGAAGAUAUACCCAACAUUGCGGGAAUGUGCGGAUUCGACACCGCACGCACGGGGGGAUGGAGCGCGUGGUGCCAUCUCCUGCAUCCUGAUGAGUGGGAGGCGGUGGGGUAUGUCGCCGAAGUUGAGCGGUGGUAUGCUUUCGGAGGCGGGAGUCCAUACUCACGGACCAUGGGCGCCGGCUGGGUCAACGAGCUCAUAGCGCGCCUCACGGACUCGCCUGUGAGCGAUAACACGUGUACCAACCGUACGCUUGACGCAAACCCCAAGACCUUCCCUCUCGGAAAGCGCCUUUUCAUUGACUUUACGCACGAUAAUGAGAUGGUCGCGAUUCAAGCCGCUUUGGGAAUCAAGCGGCACCUCCCCACGAGCACUGACAAGGUGCCGGAGCGCCAGUGGGUGCUCUCCUCGCUUGUCCCAUUCGGCGCGCGGUGGAGUUUUGAGCGCGUCGUGUGUGGCAAGGAGAGAUAUCUGCGCAUGCUCGUCAAGUAA
Messenger RNA from Cutaneotrichosporon oleaginosum, 1234 nucleotides. RefSeq lists its product as uncharacterized. The record is from RefSeq and is a predicted model, not a curated record. Lineage: Eukaryota; Fungi; Basidiomycota; Tremellomycetes; Trichosporonales; Trichosporonaceae. Gene Ontology annotation, molecular function: acid phosphatase activity.